This is a messenger RNA of Anopheles merus, 3490 nucleotides long. It is a transcript of the gene Kap3, whose product is annotated as kinesin-associated protein 3. NCBI's taxonomy places the organism in Eukaryota, Metazoa, Arthropoda, Insecta, Diptera, Culicidae. Gene Ontology annotation, molecular function: kinesin binding. Gene Ontology annotation, biological process: cilium organization; microtubule-based movement. Bases 97 to 2925 code for a protein of 942 amino acids. The transcript is spliced from 8 exons. Gene Ontology annotation, cellular component: axoneme; kinesin II complex; ciliary transition zone. The record is from RefSeq and is a predicted model, not a curated record.
GGCCCUGCGAGCGAGCAAAACACCCCGGUUGAACCGUCGCUGGGUGCUGGGCACAGUGCAAAACCCUCGGAAGGAAAAGUGAUAGUUUUGCGUUGUAUGCUGUUGGCCAGCUUUUUGCACCUGCUAGCGGGAUUAGCGUUGUGUUUCUUUACCGUACACUACAUCUACUACAUCGUAACAGCACUGUAUCGGUUUUCUGGCGCUCAGAUGCAAUCGGAGGAUGCGAAAUACAUUAAAAAACGAUGGAAGGGAGGAACUGUCGAACCUCAUCCCACGGAAAAGGCACUCAUUGUAAACUACAAGCUAGAAGCGGCCGUCUUCGGUGACCCUGGCGAUCCCAUGUUGGAGGAUAAAAAGGACUGCCAGCGGAUCAUUCGGCUCAAGUCGCUCAACUCGAAGACCGAUCCGGCCGUGCUGGCGCGGGAGGUGGUGGACAAGUGCGACCUGAUCCACAAAUCGCAACUGUGCGAUAUUGAGCAGAUCAUCUACUACCUGAAGAACCGGAAGGUGGUGGAAACGCCGGUCGUCGGGGCGGCCGGCGGUCACCACAACCACCACCAGCAGCGGUCCGUUUCGCGCAUCUCGGACAAAGCGAGCGCACCGGUCGACACGGAGAAGGCGUCGAUCCGCAACGUGGACGACUACAUCGAGCUGCUGUACGAGGAUUUGGCGGAGAAGGUGAAGGGCUCGCGGCUGAUACUGCAGCUCGCCCGCGAUCCGGACAAUCUGGAAGAGUUGGAGAAGAAUGAAGCGGUACUGAGUGCGCUUUCGCGCGUGCUGCGCGAAGACUGGCGCCGGUCGCUCGACCUGUCGACCAACAUCAUCUACAUCUUUUUCUGCUUCUCGACCUACACCAACUUCCACUCGGUGAUAGUGAACUACAAGAUCGGGUCGCUGUGCAUGGACGUGAUCGACUACGAGCUGCGCCGGUACGAUCAGAUGAAGCACGACAUUGACGCGCGCAAAAGCAUGUCCGCGAGCAGCUGCAGCACGGGCAGCGGCAAGGAGCGGGACCUGGACGGGGGCGUCGCGGGCGGCGGCAAGAGCAGCACCGAGCAGCUGGACACGAUCAUCGACCAGGAGAAGCCGAAGGAGAUGGAGCCGCCGCGGCGGCGCAUCCCGGAGCUGAAGCAGCGGCCCAAGUCGGGCAACUGGAGCGGCAGCCUGAUCGGGAGCGGCAUCAGCCUCAACAGCCCGCUUACGAAGGCCCACUCGAUGAACAACAGCUACCACGAGCAGCUGACGAACGAGGCCAGCCCGACGAGCCAGGGCGGUUUCGUCAGCCCGAUCACCAGCUCCAACUCGACCGAGUCGAUGAAUGCCGGCGGCGGUGGCGGCAGUGGAUCGCACACGCCCGGCUCGGAUACCACGGUGGCGGUGUGCGAAAAGCCGGACCCGCGCAAGCUGAAGGACGAUUACGACAAAAUCAACAAGCAGUUCAAGCUGUUCGUCCGCAAGCAGGAGCAGCUGCUGCGGGUCGCCUUCUACCUGCUGCUAAACAUUGCGGAAAACGUGAAGCUCGAGGAGAAGAUGCGCAAGAAGAACAUCGUCAAGAUGCUGCUGACCGCGCUCGAGCGGCAAAACUUUGACCUGCUGGUGCUGGUCGUCACCUUCCUGAAGAAGCUCUCGAUCGUGCUCGACAACAAGGAGGAAAUGUACGAGCUGAACAUCGUCGAGAAGCUGCCGCGGCUGCUCCAGUCCCAGAAGGAUCUGGUGCAGAUGACGCUCAAGCUGCUGUUCAACCUGUCGUUCGAUGCGCGGCUGCGGGCGAAGAUGAUACGCGUCGGGCUGCUGCCGAAGCUGGUCACGUUCCUGAGCGACGACAAGCACCACGGCAUCGUGACGAAGAUCCUGUACCACAUGAGCCUGGACGACAAGGUGAAGUCGAUGUUCACUUACACCGACUGCGUGCCGGUCGUGGUGGACAUGCUGCUGCUGAACCUGAACCAAAAGUCCGACCCGGACCUGAUUGCGCUCGGCAUCAAUCUCGCGCUGAACCGGCGCAACGCGGCCAUGAUGAUCGAGAACAACCGGCUGCACAGCUUGAUGUCGCGCGCGUUCAAGUGCCAGGACACGCUGAUCAUGAAGAUGAUACGCAACAUCUCGCUGCACGACACGCUGCGGCCCCACUUUGUGGACUUUGUGGGCGAUCUGGCCAAAAUUCUAACCGAGUGUGACGAGGAAGAGUUCUCCGUCGAGUGUCUCGGCAUACUGGGCAACUUGGCACUGGCCGAUCUCGAUUAUUCCCAAAUCAUACACAACUUUAACCUUAUACCGCUGAUACGAAACAUGCUUGUGCCAGGUAAAUACAAGGACGAUCUGGUACUAGAGAUGGUCGUGUUCAUCGGCACGUGCGCACUGGACGAAUCAUGCGCUAUGCUGCUGUGCAAAGCGGACGUGAUUCUGUCCCUGAUCGAGCUGCUGAAGGCGAAGCAGGAGGACGACGAGAUGGUGCUGCAGAUCGUGUUCGUGUUUCAGCAGGUGCUGCGCCACGAAAGCACCCGCUGCUACAUGAUCAAGGACACGGAGUCGCCCGCCUACCUGAUCGAUCUGAUGCACGACAAGAACGAGGAGAUACGGCGCGUGUGUGACGUCUGUCUGGACAUUAUCGCCAUCACCGACACGGAAUGGGCAUCGCGGAUAACGCUGGAAAAGUUCCGCAACCACAACAGCCAGUGGCUCAGCAUGGUGGAUUCGCAGGAAAGCGCGGACGACAUUCAAACGUACGGACCGAUCGAGGACGACGAGGCCGACCUGCCCACCUAUCUCACCUCCGAGUAUCUCGAUCAGCUGUACCUGCUCGGUGGCGACGGGGCGGACGAGAACGACUGCAACAAGCACCGGUCCGGCUCGUCCAUGUCUAACUACAGCCGUCCGGUCAGCCGCUACAGCCGCGAUCUAGAGGAUAUGGAAAUUAUUCACUAAAUCGUUCUGCCAGUGUUAGCGAGGGUUCUGCACACAAGGGUAAGUAUAGUGGACUAUGAAGCAACGGAAAACGGAAUGAUCCCUGUGUGAACGCAACGACGAGACACGCACGUGAACGUUUCUCGCAUGAUGUAAAGAUGUUUUACGGCGCAGCGUUACUAAUUUUCAGUCUAAUACUCACGUUGACACACUUCCCCCGCCCCAUGCUGCCGUAGCAAAGAUGUGUAUUAUUACUACUAGUUUUCUUUUUGGUAUUGAAAAAAAAAAUGCAAGCAAAUCCGUUAGGUCGUGGGGGAAGGUGGUGUGAUAGGGUUAAGCAGUAGGCCUGGUUGUGGCUGUCGCUUGACUGUCUCUGUGGUGCUUUAUUUUGUAUUUUUUAAAUAGUCAUUUUCAUCCAUGUGCCUAGCAGUAUCUUUAUCCGUGACUGAAAUAAGAAGCGCAGCAACUCGGCUGCAGGGUACUGAAUAUGUCUCGAGUGCCAGUAGAGGCCGGCAUGAUCGCGUAGCUCGUUACGCCAAUUAGAGGACGAAGAAGUAUGAUAAAGGAUGCGGCUAAAGAAGCUUAA